AUGGUACAACCAACAACAACAGCAGCAGCAACAACAACAACAACAGCAACAACAGAUUACAUAGAGAAUGAUGAUUCAAUAAUUAGCCAAUCACAAUCAUCAUUUGUAUCAUCGGUAUCAUCGACUCCAACAUGGACAUUUUCAGUUACUAAUCAACAAAAUUCAAACAAUAAUAAUAAUAAUAAUUUAAGUAAUAAUAAAAAUAAUAAUAUACCAAUAAUAGCGUCAACUAGAAAGAUAGAAAUAGUAGAUAAUUUUGAAAACAAAGAUAAAGAAAAAGAAGACAAUCAAUACGAUGAUGAUAAUGACAAUGAUAAUGAUGACGAUAAUAAAGAAUCAAUAGAAAUUUCAGAAAAGAAUAUUAAAGUUGAAAAAAUAGCAUUAUCAAAGAAAAUUAUAAAUGGUUUAAAAUAUUGUGGUAAAAGAGUAAUAAGAUUUAAACCAUUAACAUGGGUAAAAAUUUUUAUUUUAAUCUGUAUGAUUACUUUAAUAUGUGUUGUUGUAUUCAAAUUUAAACUUCAAGAUCAUUUCAAAGAAUAUUUAAAAAACCUUCAAGAUUACGUCGAUAAAGAAAAACAUGGUUAUCUCAUUGGUGGUUUCAUAUAUAUGGGUGCUUUUAUGUGUUUAAUUAUAUUUUUAAUACCUGUAACCAUUCCAACAGUUUUAGGUGGAGCAAUAUUUGGAUUUUGGUAUACAUUAUUAUUUGUAUGGACAGCAUCAAUGGUUGGAGGAUGUAUUUCAUUUUUAAUUGGUAGAUUCUUAUUAAGAGGAAGUAUAUCAAGAAUGGUAGCAAAGAGUAAAAGGAUGACAGCAGUUGAUCAAGCGGUUGCACAAGAAAGUUUUAAAAUAGUUUUAUUAUUACGUUUUACACCAAUAGUUCCAGAGAGUAUAUUAAAUUAUGCAUUAUCAGUUGCAAAGAUAUCAGUAGCACGUUAUUUAAUUUGUACAGCGAUUGGCUUAUUACCUGGUACUUCAUUUUUCAUUUAUCUAGGUGCUGUUGUAAUUGGUUCAAUACCUAAAUUUGAAAAGGAUGGUUUAGAUCUUGGUAAGGGUACAAUUGUACUCUAUGCAAUUAGUGGUGCUUUAAUGCUCAUAAAUAUGAUUAUAAUUAGUGUAGUUGUUAAAAAAGCUGUUCAAAAGAAAUUAAAAGAACAAGAAACUAUAAAUGAAGAAAAAGAUAAAAGAAAAGAAAAAAGAAAACAAGAAAGAAAACAAAAAAGGUCAAAUAAUAAUACUAUUAAUAAUGAUGACGAAGAUGAUGAAGAUGAUGAAGAUCAAGAUGAAGAAGAAUCAAUAGGAGAUGAUAAUACACCUUUACUUGGUAAAGAUUCAUCUGAUAAUCUUGAAAAUCAAUCAUUCUUUUCAAAGUUAAAAAGAUUUAUUUCAAAAAUAUAA
Molecule: messenger RNA, 1395 nt
Organism: Dictyostelium discoideum AX4
Lineage: Eukaryota; Evosea; Eumycetozoa; Dictyosteliales; Dictyosteliaceae
Exons: 2
Coding region: 1-1395 (464 amino acids)
Cellular component (GO): membrane; plasma membrane
Source: RefSeq, a predicted model, not a curated record